AGCCUUUGCACAAUCCUGGUUUCUCUCCGGGGACACGCAGCACGCGCCCCAGGGAAGUGCUCCAUGGCCAUGGUGAAGCAGCUGGCACCCGGGUGAGCCCCUGCCCGUGCGGUGACUCCCGCCCCAGCUCCCGUCUCUGGCGGUUCUGUGGCAGAGGGAUGGGCGAGCACAAGAUGAGGCUUCCCUGCCGGCUGGGCCCACCGCCAGCACCGCUGGCCGGCUCAGCUGUUCCCCUCCGGUUGUUGGUGUUCCCGAAGCGUUCCAAACACGCGGCGCUGGGAGCCCGCGGGCACCUCCCGCUGCAGGCUCCCCGCUCCGCUCCGCUCGGCCACGGGAGCUUUCCCGGCGGGGAGGAGCCCGAGGGCAGAGCCCGGCAGCGAGGCGGGGCCGGGGCCGGCAGCGGCGGCGGGAUGCGGCUGCCGGAGCUGUGCCUGGCGCUUCUCUGCGCCGCCAGCACCGGCACCGGCACCGAAGCGCCGCGGGCAGCCCGGGAGCGGCCGCUGGCCCCGGGACGCGGGGAGCCCGGGGCGGCCCGCCUGGACCCCCGGCAGGUGUGGAUGCUGCUGGCCGGGAGCCCCGGCAGGGGCAGCGCCGAGCGGGGCCGCUCGGCACCCGCGGGGCCCGGCUCGCCGGGAAGAACAAGCGCGGCUGUGCCCGAGGAGCUGCUGAGGGAGCUGCAGCUCCUGCUCGCAGGCACGGCAAAGAUGUGCAGGACAGCUGGGGAAGGGCGUACGGAGGAAAGCAGCAAAGGCAGCCCCCAGGCCGGGGCCCAGCGUCGUGUGGAAGCAGCCUUCCAUUGCCAAACGCGCGAGGACAUCGCUGUGGAGCAGAGCACGCGGCAGGAGCUGGGGCUGUUCCACAUUGUGAGUGCCCAGCCCGCCCCUUGUCCCUGUCUGCAGGGGCACCUGCCCUGGCACAGGGACUCCUCCUCUAACCCCAGCCGUUCCCUGUGCCAGCCCGAGAGGGAGAGGCUGUUCCAGCGUGGCCCAGGGCUGAACCUGACCAGCGGGCAGUACACAGCCCCCCUCGCAGGGUACUACACGUUCAGCAGCACGCUGCACAUCGCGCGCAGGGAGCCGCGCAGGAGGAGGCAGGGAUGCCGGGGGAGCCGCCUGCGGGUGCUGAUCUGUGUGCAGUCCUGCUGCCAGCACAACAGCCAGCUGGAGAGCGUGUCCUGGCUGGAGAGCAGCGGGGACCUUUUCACCAUCUCUGUCACAGGCACCCUGUACCUGCAGGUGAGUGGGGCCAGCUCCACUGCAACAGUGCUGGGCAGGAAGGUACCUUCCAUGGCCCCAGCCCAGGGCUGGGCAGCAGCUCUGCCUCAGGUGACCUGCAAGCCCCAGAGCAGUCAGGGCAGAGCUCUGCUAGGGCACUGUGGCACAGACAAAGGCCUUGUGCUGCUCUUUCCCAGAAGGAAGGGUAGGGGCAGCUCCUCCAGCUCUUGGUUGCUGUGUGCAGGGGAGAGCUCUCUCCUCGGCCCUGCCAGGCCAUGCCUGGAGCCCAGGGGAGGUGGCCUGGCCCUGCUAAUCCCUCUCUCCCCCCAGGCUGGGCAGUAUGCCUCUGUUUUUGUGGACAACACAGCAGGCUCUCCCAUCACCGUCCAAAGUGGCUCCGAUUUCAGUGCUGUGCUGCUGGGAGUGUGAAGAGGCUGAACCAUGCUGAACCUGUGGCAGGAGCAGCCAGACCCUUCCCUCUGCCAGUCACCAUCGUGUCUCCCCUGCUAAGGAAGACCAUUUGCUCAUGCUGGAAACUGCAGUCUGGU
Molecule: messenger RNA, 1762 nt
Organism: Passer montanus (Eurasian tree sparrow)
Lineage: Eukaryota; Metazoa; Chordata; Aves; Passeriformes; Passeridae
Product: erythroferrone-like
Exons: 4
Coding region: 159-1643 (494 amino acids)
Biological process (GO): positive regulation of D-glucose import across plasma membrane; positive regulation of insulin receptor signaling pathway; negative regulation of gluconeogenesis
Molecular function (GO): hormone activity
Source: RefSeq, a predicted model, not a curated record